This is a messenger RNA of Puma concolor (puma), 2377 nucleotides long. RefSeq names its product catalase (gene CAT). Gene Ontology annotation, biological process: hydrogen peroxide catabolic process; response to hydrogen peroxide. NCBI's taxonomy places the organism in Eukaryota, Metazoa, Chordata, Mammalia, Carnivora, Felidae. The record is from RefSeq and is a predicted model, not a curated record. Gene Ontology annotation, molecular function: catalase activity; heme binding. Gene Ontology annotation, cellular component: cytoplasm; mitochondrion; peroxisome.
UCGGCGGUAGACUGGCUCUCCAGCGGAGGGUGGAGACGCGUCGCCGAGGCUGCCAGCAACGUUGAGCGAAGCCAGUCGGACACCAUGGCGGACAGCCGGGAUCCAGCCAGCGACCAGAUGAAGCUCUGGAAGGAGCAGCGGGCCUCGCAGAAACCUGACGUCCUGACCACCGGGGCCGGUAAUCCAAUCGGAGACAAACUUAAUGUUAUUACAGCAGGGCCCCGGGGACCUCUUCUUGUUCAGGAUGUGGUUUUCACUGAUGAAAUGGCUCACUUUGACCGGGAAAGAAUUCCUGAGAGAGUCGUGCAUGCAAAAGGCGCAGGAGCUUUUGGCUACUUCGAGGUCACUCAUGACAUUACCAAAUACUGCAAAGCAAAGGUGUUUGAGCAUAUUGGAAAGAGGACUCCCAUUGCGGUUCGAUUCUCCACUGUCGCUGGAGAGUCGGGCUCAGCUGACACAGUUCGGGACCCUCGUGGGUUUGCAGUGAAAUUUUACACAGAGGAUGGUAAUUGGGAUCUUGUUGGAAAUAACACUCCCAUUUUUUUCAUCAGGGAUGCCAUACUGUUUCCGUCCUUUAUCCACAGUCAAAAGAGAAACCCUCAGACGCACCUGAAGGAUCCGGACAUGGUCUGGGACUUCUGGAGCCUGCGCCCUGAGUCUCUGCAUCAGGUUUCUUUCUUGUUCAGUGAUCGAGGGAUUCCAGAUGGACACAGGCACAUGAAUGGAUAUGGAUCGCAUACUUUCAAGCUGGUUAAUGCGAGUGGAGAGGUAGUUUAUUGCAAAUUCCAUUAUAAGACUGACCAGGGCAUCAAAAACCUUUCUGUUGAAGACGCAGCACGACUUUCCCAGGAAGAUCCUGACUAUGGCCUCCGAGACCUUUUCAAUGCCAUCGCCACAGGCAACUACCCCUCCUGGACUUUUUACAUCCAGGUCAUGACGUUCAGUGAGGCAGAAACCUUUCCAUUUAAUCCAUUUGAUGUCACCAAGGUUUGGCCUCACAAAGACUACCCUCUUAUCCCAGUUGGGAAACUGGUUUUAAACCGGAAUCCAGUGAAUUACUUCGCUGAGGUUGAACAGAUGGCAUUUGACCCAAGCAACAUGCCACCUGGAAUUGAGCCCAGCCCUGACAAAAUGCUUCAGGGCCGCCUUUUUGCCUAUCCUGACACCCACCGCCACCGCCUGGGACCCAACUAUCUUCAGAUACCUGUGAACUGUCCUUUCCGUGCUCGAGUGGCCAACUACCAGCGUGACGGCCCCAUGUGCAUGGUCGACAAUCAGGGUGGUGCUCCAAAUUAUUACCCCAAUAGCUUUAGUGCCCCCCAAGAACAACGCUGUGCCAUCGAACAUAGCAGCCGGUGUUCUCCGGAUGUGCAGCGCUUCAACAGUGCCAAUGAAGACAAUGUCACUCAGGUGCGGACCUUCUAUAUGAAGGUACUGAAUGAAGAGGAGAGGAAACGCCUGUGUGAGAACAUUGCUGGCCAUCUGAAAGAUGCACAACUUUUCAUCCAGAAGAAAGCGGUCAAGAACUUCAGUGAUGUCCAUUCUGACUAUGGCGCCCGCAUCCAGGCUCUUUUGGACAAAUACAAUGCUGAGAAACCAAAGAACGCCAUUCACACCUUGAUGCAGCAUGGGUCUCACUUGGCUGCCAGGGAGAAAGCGAAUCUGUGAGGUCAGCACCCUGGUCUGGCCCCAGGUUGCUCUCCACCUGUGAAGCAGAGCACGGUGUCCACUCUUCGCUGGAUAGAGCCUUCUCCUGUGCUAGGUGUGCAAAGGCAAGCUCAUGCCUUUAAAAUGAUAAUCCAGGUUUCUAUAGCAAGUAAUGCAGCAAUGGCUUUUAAUGCUGUUCCCCUAGAAGGAAGUGAGGGUUAGGGCUUAACCGGUCAUAUUAAAGAAAAUGUAUUUGCUUUGACAUUUGGAUUAUUCACUUAAGAUGACUGGAAUGAAAGUUUCUAACAGAAAGAUGAUUUUAUUUGAUAAAAAAAAAAAUCUUGCUGAAGUUAGUAUGUUUACAUAUCAUCUCAUGGCCUUAUUAAAUAAAAAUAUGUCUGUGAUUAUAUAAGAAGAAAAGAUAAUCUGCUCAGAAAUUUUAAUUUUUCUCAUUUCCCUAUAGAAAAAACACAUUUAAUGCAUUGAUGUUUUUUGACAAUAACUUCAGUGACAUCAUAGCUUAAUGCUUAUUCCUGCUUGGAACUGCUCAGCCUUUUUUAAACUUGGGAUUACACUUAUGCUAAUAUAGCAUUGAUUUUACAACAGACUGAUUUGUAAUUGUUACAUUUUUACAAUAAAAUAAUCUGUACAUAAGAAUAGAAGAAUGAUAUUUGAUUUCUUUAGGCUCUUUCUGGAAUUUGGACUCUUAAUCCGAGUAUCAUGUGUUAUC